Molecule: messenger RNA, 17114 nt
Organism: Coregonus sp. 'balchen'
Lineage: Eukaryota; Metazoa; Chordata; Actinopteri; Salmoniformes; Salmonidae
Source: the annotation of a GenBank genome assembly
CACAUUCUCCACAGGAUAACCCUUGAGAUUAUGACCCUGCAGCCCAAGUGUGAGGAUGUAGAGACAGCGGAGGGUGUAGCUAUUACUGUCACUGGGGUGGCACAGGUAAAGCACUUACGUACUGUACCACACCUACCUUCUGAGAAUAGACUGGAAUGCCUUUUUCAGCUCAAGGCGGGUUGGUUCAGGCUCCAUCCUCUGCCUCCCCUGCACACAUCUUUACAUUUUAGUAAUUUAGAAGGAGUUCUUAUCCAGUGCGAUUUACUGGAGAAAUUAGGAUUGAGUGUCUUGCUCGAGCACAUCUACAGAUUUUUCACCUAGUCUGCUCGGGGAUUUGAACCAGCGACCUUUCGGUUACUGGCCUAACUCUUAACCGCUAGGCUACCUGCCGCCCCCAACGGGGAUUGGUGCCAUAGCCGUGACUGAGGGUCAAUCAUUCUCCUGAUAGAAGUUACGACAGAAGAAUUGCCUCCAUCAAUUAUUAACAUUUCAUUAUUAUAAAUGAACUGUAAUAUCCAUGGUUGCAAACUUGUGGAAAUGUAUUGUACAUGUUGUCUAUUCAUUGUGUGUGUAUAUAUGUGUGUGUUUUAUAUAUAUAUAUAUAUAUAUAUAUAUACUACCGUUCAAAAGUUUGGGCUCACUUACAAAUGUCCUUGUUUUCCAUGAAAGUAUACAUUAAAUGAGUUUGAAUAGGAAAUAUAGCAAAAUGCAUAGGAAAUGUAGUCAUUGACAAGGUUAGAAAUAAUGAUUUUUUAUAGAAAUAAUAAUUGUGUCCUUCAAACUUUGCUUUCGUCAAAGAAUCCUCCAUUUGGAGCAAUUACAGCCUUGCAGACCUUUUGGCAUUUUAUUUGUCAAUUUGUUGAGGUAAUCUGAAGAGAUUUCACCCCAUGCUUCCUGAAGCACCUCUCACAAGUUGGAUUGGCUUGAUGGGCACUUCUUACGUACCAUACGGUCAAGCUGCUCCCACGCUGCUCAAUAGGGUUGAGAUCCGGUGACUGUGCUGGCCCCUCCAUUAUAGACAGAAUACCAGCUGACUGCUUCUUCCCUAAAUAGUUCUUGCAUAGUUUGGAGCUGUGCUUUGGGUCAUUGUCCUGUUGUAGGAGGAAAUUGGCUCCAAUCAAGCGCCGUCCACAGGGUAUGGCAUGGCGUUGAUAGCCUUCCUUCUUCAAGAUCCCUUUUACCCUGUACAAAUCUCCCACUUUACAUUUACAUUUACAUUUUAGUCAUUUAGCAGACGCUCUUAUCCAGAGCGACUAAACACCCCCAGACCAUCACAUUGCCUCCACCAUGCUUGACAGAUGGCAUCAAGCACUCCUCCAGCAUCUUUUCAUUUGGUCUGCAUCUCACAAAUGAUGUUCUUUGUGAUCUGAACACCUCAAACUUCGAUUUGUCUGUCCAUAACACUUCCUCUGUCCAGUGUCUGUGUUCUUUUGCCCAUCUUAAUAUUUUAUUUUUAUUGGCCAGUCUGAGAUAUGGCAUUUUCUUUGCAACUCUGCCUAGAAGGUCGGCAUCCCAGAGUCGCCUCUUCGCUGUUGAUGUUGAGACUGGUGUUUUGCGGGUACUAUUUAAUGAAGCUGCCAGCUGAGGACCUGUGAGGCGCCUGUUUCUCAAACUAGACACUCUAAUGAAUUUGUCCUCUUGCUCAGUUGUGCACCGGGGCCUCCCACUCCUCUUUCUAUUCUGGUUAGAGCCAGUUUGCGCUGUUCUGUGAAGGGAGUAGUACACAGCGUUGUACGAGAUCUUCAGUUUCUUGGCAAUUUCUCGCAUGGAAUAGCCUUCAUUUCUCAGAACAAGAAUAGACUGACGAGUUUCAGAAGAAAGUUAUUUGUUUCUAGCCAUUUUGAGCCUGUAAUCGAACCCACAAUUGCUGAUGCUCCAGAUACUCAACUAGUCUCAAGAAGGCCAGUUUUAUUGCUUCUUUAAUCAACAUAACAGUUUUCAGCUGUGCUAACAUAAUUGCAAAAGGGUUUUCUAAUGAUCAAUUAGCCUUUUAAAAUGAUAAACUUGGAUUAGCAAACACAACAUGCCAUUGGAACACAGGACUGAUGGUUGCUGAUAAUGGGCCUAUGUAGAUAUAUCAUUAAAAAUCAGCCGUUUCCAGCUACAAUAGCCAUUUACAACAUUAACAAUGUCUACACUGUAUUUCUGAUCAAUUUUAUGUUCUUUUAUUGGACAAAAAAAUUGCUUUUCAUUUGAAAACAAGGACAUUUCUAAGUGACCCCAAACUUUUGAAGUAUGUAUGUAAAUCACUGACUAUACAAGUAGAGAUAUGUCAAGUCAACAACAUUUUCCAAAAUGAUGUAUGGUUCUUCGUUGCAAGGGUUCAGUUAUUUCAGACCUCUUUACUUUACACUAAACAAGAAAGCCUGUGUAAACUGAGAUGGUGGAAUCUAAGAAAUGUUUGUGUCCGUGGUCAAGUGUAAUGGAGUGAACACCAUAGAGCGUGUAGUAGAUAUGUAAUUUUGCAAACAGGGUUUGUUACAGAUUUGUUUUUGUUUUUAUCAUCUCCUUGCUGCAAAUGAUUUGGGCCAUGUAUAUUACUAAUGAUAAACUGGGUGGUUCGAGCCCUGAAUGCUGAUGGCUGACAGCUGUGGUAUAUCAGACCGUAUACCACGGGUAUGAAAAAACGUAAUUACGUUGGUAACCAGUUUAUAAUAGCAAAAAGGCACCUCGGGUGUUUGUGAUAUAUGGCCAAUGUACCACGGCUAAGAGCUGUGUCCAGGCACUCUGCAUUGCGUCGUGCAUAAGAACAGCCCUUAGCCGUUGUAUAUUGGCCAUAUACCACACUUUCUCGGGCCUUAUUGCUUAAAUAUACCCUAUAUAUUGCUCAAGCAGGAAUUAUAGUGAUGAAUCUAAUGUCCAUGAAGAUCAGGUGGAACUAGCUGUUGGUGGAGAAUUAUUGACCCUCGUAUCAAGGCAGAGACAGUCCAGACACUGCUUGUACAUUUCUGCCUUGGAGCCUUCCUUGAAAGGGGUACAAGGGAGCUGAAUACAGUCUGACAUGUUUCUUUUGCAUCCUAACAUUUACAUUCCUUUGUGUUUACACUAAUUUCCUUUUUGUAUUGUAACCUUUUCUCUGUGCCAAAAUCCUCAUUUAAUUUUGUUUACCCCCCCCUAGUGUCAAUCUGCAGUGAAAGUCUGAUUUAACAGUAGUUUUCAAAUGUAGUUAUGUAACUAGCAAAUGUUAACUCAAUGUGAGUAUGCAAGUUCAAGUUUCCCUGCAAUUUACUUUAGAUUUUAUUUAUUAAUUCUCACUGGAAAUGUUUGUCUUAUUUAUGACUAAUCUAGUAUAUAAUGUGUAAUUUAUUACAACCAAUUAGAUUACUUAUAAACCAGUACAAGUUGUGUGAUGUUCCCUUUUUUUUUAGUUUCAUAGUCUGUCCAGUGGGCAUGACUACAAUGUGCCAACUAUCACUGAUGAAGAGGAAGCUUUAACGCUGCACUUCCCUAAUGAGGUCCAUCAUCAGGUCUAUCUGAUUGGAUGAGCCUAAACAAGCCUCCUGUCCUGGUUUCUAGGGUAACAGGAGUUAUGUGGCAACUGAAGUUUACAGUCUGUCCCUGCUCAAAGUAAUGGGAUUGGCUCAGUGCAGAUUUGGAUAGUGGAUAUACCCACCUUCCUUUGACCUUUAACACACCCAUAGGAUGUCUCAUAUUUCUCAUAUUACCUUUUACUACAAUAUUGAGAGCUCUAAACUGGUGUUCACAUGUUUGUGAAACUGGAAGAGUGAGUUCUGUCUCUUGGCAACCUAAGUGGGCGGCUUCCAUUUGAACCAGAUAAAAGGGCCCUCCCACAUAAAACAUUAAAACACAACGAAAGUAGUUUCCCACUUAAUGUGAAAGUAGGUCGUUUCAAUAAGCACUGCAGUCAGGAAACAGAUUUGUAUUAUUUCUAAUCAUCAGGCUCAUAUUUCAUGUGUUUGUGGUUUUUCUUUGUGUUUUGCUUUCCAUGGUACUCUGCCCACCCUUUCAGAGCAUGCUGGAGGAACCGUGGUGUUAGCGGGGGGGGUUGAGGUGUAAGGGUAGCGGAGGGCACAUUUGCACGGGUCCUCAUCUCUGUGCUUACCUUCCCUUGGCACAGCUCCCCCUGCUGUCUUUCAGGUGGCCUGUUGAUUGGUUGUCUGUAUGCCUGUCUGUCUGUCUGUGGUUGUUUUAUAAUCAGUGUUAUCAUGGAAUGAUUGCCAUCUCCCCUCCCAUUAUACUGUAAUUCCUCUCAGCCGAUUUCUGAGUGCAUGUCUCAUUGGGGUCUAUGUCCAGUCACAUCUCUCGCCUCAGGGACCAGCUCACUCUCUUUCCUUUCAGCUGCAGCGGACAACACAACCGCCAUUGAUUCAAAGAUUGGUUGAAUAGGGCCAAUCUGAGGAUAUCUUAUCUCAUCUGGUGACUUGGUUUAUCCUCAACUUUAGCACGUCUGUUGUUUUUAUUGGUAAACCUGAAAAGAAAAUAAGGGAGUGAUGUCCCCACAUAGCCUCUUCAUAACAGGACUGUCUCACUCAGUCCUCAUGAAGACCAGGGUGGAAUCAAGUAUUUUCCUUCGAUUCCUCACAUCCUCUCUCUUUGCCUCCUUGUCAAAACAUCAGAGGGAAGCAAAGAGCAUUGGAGGAGAUCUUCUACUCUGAUUUUCUCCUCCAAUGUUCGCGUCCUCAUAUGUUUUGAGAAGGAGGCGAGCAGAGAGGAAUCGAAGAAAAUACUUUUGAGAUUCACCCCAGAUCAGUGUUUUGUGCAGGACAACAUUCCCACAACAUGAGUAAUGACUCCAGUCCUCAGUAUGAAUAGAUGUUUCUGAGUGGAGUUUGGCCUUGAGGAGAGUAAGAGAGCAAACUGUUGCCUGAUCUAAGAGCAAGAAAAAUAAGUCACUAAGAGUAAGAGAUCUAGGGUAAUCAUCAAGGCAGGGUUGUCUUACUAAGGCCAGUCAUUUAGGUGUGGUUCUGUUUGGUAAUACUAUCAUAACAUGUUACAUGACCCUGGACGACAUGAUGCAUUGGUAGGGAGGUAGGUAAGGGGAUCGCAUAUGGAAGGGUUGUGUUUUACUCCUGCAGGCCUAUGUAGGGAGAAUUUAUAAAUGAGUGGUUAUAAUGAUGUGCUGUUUAGGAAUAGAACUACAGAGUAUGUAAAAUAAAAUAACUAAGUAUUAUCUGCAUACAUGGCAUUUUAAAGUAACUGUCCAGCAGCCAAAUGACUGCGGUUUCUGUAACAACCGUUCAAAUAGAAAAAAACAUUUUAAAAUAAAUAUUUACAUUUUAAAAACAUUUUCUCCUUUCCUCCGCUCCUGACUACAUUUGCUGCCAUAGAAUGAAUAGAAUGGCCAUCCCCAUUCAAGUCAAUGAUGGCAUAAUGGGUGGACUGGUGACCAUUGCGCGUGUACCCAUAGGAGCAAAGCAGGAAGUGUGCCCAUCAAUAUGUGCUGUGAUUUGUUGAUUCAACUCAACUGACAUGACAAAAAAUGCAGUCCAUUAAAUGAGCCACAUCAUUGGGACUAACAGCUGGUUGAAGACGGGAUGGCCGGGCAUUCAUGUGGUUGCGACCGUUUCUGCGAUAACAUGGACUAAACAACGUGAUGAAUUAACAUAAUUUGAAUGAACAUUCUACAUUACCAUGGAAAUUAUUGCACCACAAUACCAGGCAGCCAUUGCUGGUGUACCCAUGAGUUUACCAGUCAAAUUGCCUGGGUUAGAGGUUCCAAGGCCAUUCUAUUAAUCGUUUGCUACAACACCUUUCUCGUUUCAAAUCGAAUCACAUUUUAUUUGUCACAUACACGUGUUUAGCAGAUGUUAUUGCGGGUGUAGCGAAAUACUUGUGCAAGGGGCAACAAAGUUUUAUCACGUUGUUUAGAGUCCAUAUUAUCGCAGAAACGGUCGCAACCACAUUAAUGCCCGGCCGUCCCGUCUUCAAUCAGCUGUUAGUCCCAAUGUCAUAUAUAUAUAUAUAUAUAUAUAUACACACACACACACACACACACACACACACACACACACACAGUACCAGUCAAAAGUUUGGACUCACCUAUUCAUUCCAGGGUUUUUCUUUAUUUUUACUAUUUUCUACAUUGUAGAAUAAUAGUGAAGACAUCAAAACAAUGAAAUAACACAUAUGGAAUCAUGUAGUAACCAAAAAAGUGUUAAACAAAUCAAAAUAUAUUUUAGAUUCUUCAAAGUAGCCACCCUUUGCCUUGAUGACAGCUUUGCACACUCUUGGCAUUCAUGUCAAUUAACAGGUGUGCCUUGUUAAAAGUUAAUUUGUGGAAUUUAUUUCCUUAAUGCGUUUGAGCCAAUCAGUUGUGUUGUGACAAGGUAGGGGUGGUAUACAGAAGAUAGCCCUAUUUGGUAAAAGACCAAGUCCAUAUUAUGGCAAGAACAGCUCAAAUAAGCAAAGAGAAACGACAGUCCAUCAUUACUUUAAGACAUUUCAGGUCAGUCAAUCCAGAACAUUUCAAGAACUUUUAAAGUUUCUUCAAGUGCAGUUGCAAAAACCAUCAAGCGCUAUGAUGAAACUGGCUCUCAUGAGGACCGCCACAGGAAAGGAAGACCCAGAGUUACCUCUGCUGCAGAGGAUAAGUUCAUUACAGUUAACUGCACCUCAGAUUGCAGCCUAAAUAAAUGCUUCACAGAGUUCAAGUAACAGACACAUCUCAACAUCAACUGUUCAGAGGAGACUGCGUGACUCAGGCCUUCAUGGUUGAAUUGCUGCAAAGAAACGACUACUAAAGGACACCAAUAAGAAGGGACUUGCUUGGGCCAAGAAACACAGUGGAUAUCUGUCCUUUGGUCUGAUGAGUCCAAAUUUGAGAUUUUUGGUUCCAACCGCCAUGUCUUUGUGAGACGCCGAGUAGGUGAAUGGAUGAUCUCCACGUGUGGUUCCCACCAUGAAGCAUGGAGGAGGAGGAGUGAUGGUGUGGGGGUGCUUUGCUGGUGACACUGUCAGUGAUUUAUUUAGAAUUCAAGGCACACUUAACCAGCAUGGCUGCCACAGCAUUCUGCAGCGAUACGCCAUCCAAUCUGGUUUGCGGUUAGUGGGACUAUCAUUUUGUUUUUCAACAGGACAAUGACCAAAAACACACCUCCAGGCUGUGUAAGGGCUAUUUGACCAAGAAGGAGAGUGAUGGAGUGCUGCAUCAGAUGACCUGGCCUUCACAAUCACCCGACCUCAACCCAAUUGAGAGGGUUUGGGAUGAGUCUGAUGGCAGAGUGAAGGAAAAGCAGCCAACAAGUGCUCAGCAUAUGUGGGAACUCCUUCAAGAUUGUUGGAAAAGUAUUCCUCAUGAAGCUAGUUGAGAGAAUGCCAAGAGCAUGCAAAGCUGUCAUCAAGGCAAAGGGUGGCUACUUUGAAGAAUCUCAAAUGUAAAAUAAAUUUUUAUUUGUUUAACACAUUUUUGGUUACAACCAUAUGUGUUAUUUCAUAGUUUUGAUGUCUUCACUAUUAUUCUACAAUGUAGAAAAUAGUAAAAUAAAGAAAAACCCUUGAAUGAGUAGGUGUGUCCAAACUUUUGACUGGUACUGUGUAUAUGUGUGUGUGUAUAUACGUGCCAAUAGGAUCUCACUGUGCUAUAUAUAUAUAUAUAUAUAUAAAUAAUAUACUGCUCAAAAAAAUUAAGGGAACACUAAAAUAACACAUCCUAGAUCUGAAUGAAUGAAAUAAUCUUAUUAAAUACUUUUUUCUUUACAUAGUUGAAUGUGCUGACAACAAAAUCACAAAAAUGUAUCAAUGGAAAUCAAAUGUAUCAACCCAUGGAGGUCUGGAUUUGGAGUCACCCUCAAAAUUAAAGUGGAAAACCACACUACAGGCUGAUCCAACUUUGAUGUAAUGUCCUUAAAACAAGUCAAAAUGAGGCUCCACGUGCCUGUAUGACCUCCCUACAACGCCUGGGCAUGCUCCUGAUGAGGUGACGGAUGGUCUCCUGAGGGAUCUCCUCCCAGACCUGGACUAAAGCAUCCGCCAACUCCUGGACAGUCUGUGGUGCAACGUGGCGUUGGUGGAUGGAGCGAGACAUGAUGUCCCAGAUGUGCUCAAUUGGAUUCAGGUCUGGGGAACGGGCGGGCCAGUCCAUAGCAUCAAUGCCUUCCUCUUGCAGGAACUGCUGACACACUCCAGCCACAUGAGGUCUAGCAUUGUCUGGCAUUAGGAGGAACCCAGGGCCAACCUCACCAGCGUAUGGUCUCACAAGGGGUCUGAGGAUCUCAUCUCGGUACCUAAUGGCAGUCAGGCUACCUCUGGCGAGCACAUGAAGGGCUGUGCGACCCCCAAAGAAAUGCCACCCCACACCAUGACUGACCCACCGCCAAACCGGUCAUGCUGGAGGAUGUUGCAGGCAGCAGAACGUUCUCCACGGCGUCUCCAGACUCUGUCACGUCUGUCACAUGUGCUCAGUGUGAACCUGCUUUCAUCUGUGAAGAGCACAGGGCGCCAGUGGCGAAUUUGCCAAUCUUGGUGUUCUCUGGCAAAUGCCAAACGUCCUGCACGAUGUUGGGCUGUAAGCACAACCCCCACCUGUGGACGUCGGGCCCUCAUACCACCCUCAUGGAGUCUGUUUCUGACCGUUUGAGCAGACACAUGCACAUUUGUGGCCUGCUGGAGGUCAUUUUGCAGGGCUCUGGCAGUGCUCCUCCUGCUCCUCCUUGCACAAAGGCGGAGGUAGCGGUCCUGCUGCUGGGUUGUUGCCCUCCUACGGCCUCCUCCACGUCUCCUGAUGUACUGGCCUGUCUCCAGGUAGCGCCUCCAUGCUCUGGACACUACGCUGACAGACACAGCAAACCUUCUUGCCACAGCUCGCAUUGAUGUGCCAUCCUGGAUGAGCUGCACUACCUGAGCCACUUGUGUGGGUUGUAGACUCCGUCUCAUGCUACCACUAGAGUGAAAGCACCGCCAGCAUUCAAAAGUGACCAAAACAUCAGCCAGGAAGCAUAGGAACUGAGAAGUGGUCUGUGGUCACCACCUGAAAAACCAGUCCUUUAUUGGGGGUGUCUUGCUAAUUGCCUAUAAUUUCCACCUGUUGUCUAUUCCAUUUGCACAACAGCAUGUGAAAUGUAUUGUCAAUCAGUGUUGCUUCCUAAGUGGACAGUUUGAUUUCACAGAAGUGUGAUUGACUUGGAGUUACAUUGUGUUGUUUAAGUGUUCCCUUUAUUUUUUUGAGCAGUGUGUGUAUAUAUAUAUAUAUAUAUAUUAGUUUUUAACAGUUAUGACUAUUUUAUUUUCAUGAUAGUCUUCAUCCAUAACUGUCGGUUACAUGAUUAUAUCACAGAUAGAACAAUGAGCCAGAUAUUUCACCGGAUCUACAAAUGUAACGCAUCCGGUUAGUGUUUCCACUCACUACCAAAUAUGGUGAUGAGAGGAAACCCAGUGGGACAAGAUGGAGCGAGAUGGAUUUUUGCCGAGAUUCUGCAAAAUGUUCUCAUUGAUAAAACUUUUUGAUCUCCAUACAGUUUCCAAAACUAGAAUCUGUAACAGAGUGGUCUGCGUUUUGUAGACUACCCUUUGCCAAAGUUUUAAAAAAUGUAGUUGUUUAGAAGGAGUGCGGUGGCGAAUUGAGUUAUUGCAUACGUGCACUUCACAGAGCAGGUGUUCCCUAAUGGAAAUAUGCAAAUAAAUGCUAGAACGUGCCAAUAGGAUCUCACUGUGCUUUGGCCACAUGCGUAUAGGAUGAGUCAAUAACAUUAUUUGGAUAUGAGUUAACAGACUAUUAACUUUUAAAAGUGAGAUUUCCACUGGACAGUUACUUUUAAGAAAUAACCAAGAAUCACUUAAAACAGGGAUGGGCAACUUUGAUGGGGGUGGGGGCCACAAAAAUCUGAACUCAUCAUGAGGGCCCACAGUUUUAAAGUAAGUUUGCUUCCAUUUUAAAGUUGCCCAUCCCUGACUUAGAAUAACCACCAUAGUUAUGUCUCUGAAGUGCUAACCAGAUGAUGUUGCUCAGAUGAUGUUAGUGUAUUAACUAUCUAGCUAACAGCUGACAAUGUUGUCUAUUACCCUGGCUCCAGGUGAAGGUGAUGGUAGACAAUGAGCUGCUGGGCUAUGCCUGUGAACAGUUCCUGGGGAAAUCUGUGAUCGAGAUUAAGAGUGUCAUUCUGCAGACCCUGGAGGGUCAUCUACGUUCUAUCCUCGGUAGGGACCUUCUGACAGAGACAGGCUGCUGCUCAGUACUUUUGGGUCUCUGUGACUUUAUUACUAUUAGGUCAUGCUAUAGAACUUAAAACCAUUUUUGCAAGCUCUCUGGAAAUAAAAUGUAAUAUGCUUUAAUGCCAUAUAAUGUACUACUCAGACUCUUAGGCUCUGGUUUAAGUUUGAAGUCUCUGAUAUAGGAUACUAACAAUUUUAACAAUGUGUAACAGAUCUAAAGAAAUAACCAAUUCAGAUGAAUCCAUAUCAGAGCAUCUGUGGUUAGUGACCCACCCAGAUACUGACCCCAGGUCUGUGUUCCAGGUACUCUGACGGUAGAGCAGAUCUACCAGGACAGAGACAGGUUUGCUGCUCUGGUGCGUGAGGUGGCAGCGCCCGAUGUGGGCCGCAUGGGCAUCGAGAUCCUCAGCUUCACCAUCAAGGUAAUGGACAGGGGCACAGUCAGGUCCUGUUAGGGCACAGGUCUGGCCUUUUGAAAUGUAAACACUCUUAUUACAGCUUUAUACACUCUUAUUACAACAUAUGCCAACUUAUUACAGCUUUAUACACUCUUGUAGUUCUAGUAAUUUAUAGGGGUGUAACGACAGCUUUACACUCUUAUAGUGACACCACUAGCCACACAAUGAUCGAGUGCCUCUGUGUUUUGUCCCUGUCAGGAUGUGUAUGAUAAAGUGGAGUACCUGAGUUCCCUGGGGAAGAGUCAGACCGCUGCAGUACAGAGAGAUGCAGACAUCGGAGUUGCCGAGGCAGAGAGAGACGCGGGAAUCAGGGUAAGAAAUUAGAUUCCCUGAAUGCUUGCAGUACAUUGCAGCAUUCACUCUGAAUCUUCCCUGUCCUCCUCUUCUCACGUUGUUGUCUCUGCCCUCUACAGGAAGCAGAAUGUAAGAAAGAGAUGAUGGAUGUCAAGUUCCAAGCAGACACCAAGAUGGCCGAUUCGAAACGAGGGUUGGAGAUGCAGAAGGCUGCUUUCAAUCAAGAAGUCAACACGAAGGUAUCAGACAUGGCCAUCAUUUUACAUUUUAGUAAUUUAUAGGGGUGUAACGAUUCGUUUUAACAACGAUUCGAUUUGUAUCACGAUUCGUGGUUGUCGAUACGAUUCAAGGACGAUAUUGGUUCAUUUAGAACGAUACGAUCCGAAACGAUUCAGUGACUUGAAAUCGAUUCAGUAACCUUUUAGCCAAAAAUUCAACCAGUGUGACUGAAAUAAAUACCUGGAUACUGGACAGUGCAGGUGAAGUUUCCUAGAUUCCUGUUUCUUGUAAGGACCGCAAUGGUGGCAUGAUAAUUUCUCGCUCGUCGGCUUCUCCUCUGUCGUCCGCCAUGCUAUGUUUUGUUGUCUUUGCGCCUUUGCGCUGCUGCUGGCGCGGGGCGAUGACGUCACGGAUAGGCAGACUGAAUCGAGUAAUGUUUAAAGCCUUUAUCAUUAAAAGUGCUAAGAAAAAACAUCCAUAUAAAGUCUGACGUGCUUAAAUCCAAUGGAUUAUUUCCUAGUAUCGAUACAAUCGAUUUAUUACAUUUUAAAACGAUGUUAGAUUGAUAUAUGUUGUCCAAAAGGCCAACUCGCCGAGCACAGAUCGAUGUAGUUGGAUCAUAGGAAUAUAAAUCGAUACAUCGAUGUAAUAGAUGGAUCGUUACACCCCUAGUAAUUUAGCAGACGCUCUUAUCCAGAGCGACUUACAGUUAGUGAGUGCAUACAUUUUCAUACUUGCCCCCCGUGGGAAACGAACCCACAACCCUGGCGUUGCAAGCGCCAUGCUCUACCAACUGAGCUACAGGGGACUAUCAUUGCUCUAGAUUCGGUUCACCAUUAGCAGUUAAUCGAUGACGUCAAAUCUAGGCCUAAUGUGAAAGCCCCUUAUUAGAGAUUCACCCUGGUCAUAUUCAUUAGUGCACACCAAAGCAAACCGUUUUGCAACGGAUAAAGGACUACCUGCACAAGUUCAGGUAUUCCCUUUUCAUUUCAGCCCGUUUGAUUUCAUUUAAUUAUUGGUGAAUAUGACCUAUGCCUCUUCUCCCCCCAGAAAGCAGAGGCCCAGCUGGCCUACGAGCUGCAGGCUGCCAAGGAGCAGCAGAAGAUCCGUCUGGAGGAGAUAGAGAUCGAGGUGGUUCAGAGGAAGAAGCAGAUCACCAUUGAGGAGAAGGAGAUUGACCGCACGGAAAAGGAGCUCAUCGCCACGGUCAAGAGGCCGGCUGAAGCUGAGGCCUACAAGAUGCAGCAGCUGGCCGAGGGACAGAAGUGAGUGACCAAUCACUGAGCCGCUCCCAGAAUGCAUGGAAAAUAAGGACAAUGUGUAUGCUCGUUGGAAUUCUGGAUGCAAAGCAAGGUGUCAUACUAUAGGAAGUGAGUGAACCACCACUGAGCCUAGAGUGUCUGCCUUUCAAGUCAACAUAUGCAGCAUACUGGGUGUAAGUUACACUCAGGCACAGGUCUAGGAUCAGCUUAGCCUCUUCAAAAUCCUACCCAAAAUUCAAAAACCGAUCAGUGUCUAGGGGCAACUUCAUCUCACACUUACAGUAGUAGCUACUUGUAUGCUUCGGGUGUGUAGAAGCUUGUCAUGCUGUAGUUUAAUGCAAUCCAGUCUGCAAUCCAAUGAUGUUGUUAGAGUUUAGCCCUUCACGUGCCCUCCUACCAACCCCUGAACAGAAUGAAGAAGGUGCUGACGGCCCAGGCGGAGGCAGAGAAGAUCCGUCGUAUCGGUGAGGCAGAGGCUGGUUCCAUAGAGGCUAUAGGGAAGGCUGAGGCUGAGAAGAUGAGGCUGAAGGCUGAGGCCUACCAGCAUUAUGGAGAGGCUGCCAAGACUGCUCUGGUCCUGGAGGCCCUGCCUAAGGUCAGUGUGUCACGACAUGGGCAUUUAACGUUGUGUGGUAAGGAGAAGUUGUCACAGAGCUGCACACAAGCAUUUGAUAUAGUUUGUGUCUACAAUAUAUCAAUGUUAUUUUUUUUUUAUUGCAACUUACCAUUUUAUUUGGUUUAAACAUGACAACUAGAGGCUGUGUUAGAUGAGUUCUCUCUGAAGAACACCCAGGUGAAGAAGGUUUGUGUCAUUGUGUUGGUACAGAUCGCUGCCAAGGUGGCGGCACCCCUGGCCCGGACCAAUGAGAUCGUCAUCCUGAGCGGGGACGGUGGCCGUGUGACCGGCGAGGUGAACCGCCUAUUGGCUGAGCUCCCUGUGUCCGUCAACGCACUCACAGGGGUGGACCUGAUGAAGGUGAGAGAGGGGGAAGGGGUUCAGUAGAAUGGAGAGAGAGAGCCCAUACUCACAAGCACUGCAGGUGUGAACACAUUCCAUAAAUCGAGCAUUCGUUAGCUAUGUUUAUAACGCUGAAUCUAUAGUAUGCAUAAACAUUUGCACAUUUGUACACCAUAGAAAUAAAAUGUUGCUGUGAAGUCCAAGUGGAAUUGCAGUCAUUCCAGAACAUACUCCCUACAGAUCCCCACCAUGUUUAAUCUUUGACUAAACUGAGUCUGACUGUCACUCUCUGUGGCUGCGUCUCAAAUACCUCCCUAUGUAGUGCACUACUUUUGCAGUGGGCUGUGGUCAAAAGUAGUGCUCUAAAUAGGGAAUUGGGUGCCAUUUAGUACAGAGUUAUGUGCAGAUAUCCAGGCAAUGGCAAUGGGCUAACUAUUGUUGUUUGUCGCCAUUGUUCCAGUGAAGCCUGCAGCUAACCCAGUCUCUCUCUUAUCAUCUCACAGAUCCCUUUGCUUCAAAAGAUGAUCAACCCUCAAGCAUGAAAACAAUCCUGUACACCUUAACUCGAUACAUUUCUUUAUGCACUCUUUAAAUCAACUGCCUUCACCUACAAACUCUAGAAAACAAGUAGUUUCUUUUUUCUUUUCUUUUUUACUACAAAAGAGUCAAGCUGUUUUCAUUUUCCUAAACCCCUGGUGCCUUAGCUCUAUAGGGCCAGAUCAGCUGUAUGUACUACUGCUUUUUUGUUGUACUUUUUUUUUUUUUUUAAGUAGUUACCCCAUUCUGUUGUACUAACACUUGUCUACAUUGUAGAAAAGGGACAUUCAUCAUGAUUGUUCAGUGCAGGCCUUGUUCUGGUCUGAAAUGUUUGCCAGGUCUUCACCUUGUCUUCAUUGUUAUUAUUUUGUUUGUUGUGUUACAUAGUGCUUUGGAUGUGCCCAUGGUUUUGUAUAGUUACUGAAAGUAUUUCAGAUAUUUUGUCUCAAAUUGAACUUUUUUCAUUCUAAUGUGUAGUCUGUGCCUGUUUACGAUCCAAGUGGCCAAACCUCAGGAAAAGUAAUGGUUUGGCAAUUCUAUAGUGUAGUGAUACUAUGGUGAACCUCCAUCCACCAUCUCAAUGAGAGCUGUGGAAAUAUUGUCCUAUCCCAUCCUCAUGUCAUCUGCCUUGAGAGCAGAAACAUUGGCAUUCUAUCUUAUUCUUCACUAGAAUCUUUCAUUUCAUUCUUCAUCUUAGGAAUGGGAGAGGUGUGCAUUUUUAGGUAGACAAGACAUACAAGACAAAGAAAACAUAGACAUUAACACAUGUACAUGGAUCUACAAGUCUGUAUGAAGCCAUAUACUGUCAAAGUUAGCCUUAAUAUAGAGACCCAGGAGUCCUGCUAGCUUUCCUGAUCAUCUGGAUUACCUCAAUCAAUCUAAGCUUUAAUACUUGUUCUUUCCAACUAUUGAGACAUCAUAUGACGUGAUAUGCAUUUCAGUCUCUUAGGUUAGCCAAUGUUGUGUUAUAUCAUCUUAUGGUUACAUUCUGUUAAGUUACAUAUUAGUUUAUAAAGGAUUUAUCUCUACAGUUUACCAGACUCUUUACUUUCAGGAUUGUACAGGGUGGUGCUUACUUUUUUUCUAGGAAUGCAAUGCUGCCACGACCUGUUGACCAUCCAAUAAUCUAUCCGUUUUCUCCACAUUCCUUACCCAAUGUGCUUUAAACACAAUAAUACAUUUCAGUUUGUUUCGCCACACAUUUGAGUUGGACUGUCUUGUUGUGGAGUUCAUUUUAGGUUGGCUUCAUUUUAUGAAAAUACAUUUUAGCGUUUUAGGGGAAAUCUAACCUCUUUCUUAACCAUUGACCUCAAGUAUGGCAUAAUAUUUUCAAAUAUGGAUUUUUUUUUACAGUAACGUUAACCCACUGCCAACGGUGGUAUAUCUCUGGUCUGGGGGAGAAAUGUCAUUAUCUAAUUCCUACUGAUCACCAAAAUAAUACUUUAUUUGUUUUAUUAUAAUCUCCUCUUGUAAGAUUUACAUAGUAGACCAGACCGUAAAAUGUGAGUGAUAAACGGUGUGAUACAGUACUGUAAAUGUAGAAAGGAACCUGUAUUCUGUUUCAUGAAAUGGCUGGUUUGAAUUGUAUAAGGUCGGAAAUGUUGAAGUGUACUAUCUGGACAUACUGAUGUCUUUCCCUGGUCAAAUUGUGUUUUUGUUCAGCUGAAAAACACACAUUAUAUGUAAUUUUUUGGCACCUAAUUUUUGUGUCAACGCUCUUUCAAGAAUGUUGCAUGUAUUACUAUGAAUGAUGGUGUAAUUUCAGCAAGGUAGAAGCAGUUUUCAGAUCAGAAAAUCUACCUUUCGGAUCUAGAAUGUAGUUGGAAGACCAAACAUUGUAUGCCUUUAACAUGUAUCUUUAUCUAUAGAGUAUCUAUAAUGAAACAUUUUAAAUUGAUCACCCAUUAUUGAAAUGUAUCUAUUCAGACUCAAUAAAUGUGUUUGUGUGAAUUCGUCCAUUUUCUAGACUGUUACAUAAUACUGGAAAACUGGUCCAGCAUGGAUAUUUCAUCAUGUGAACAUCACACUCAUAUCCUCGAGUCACUCUGUGGCAAAGUAUUAUUAUGUGCUUCCCUGUAAAAAAAUGUCUGCCACCUCAUAGUUUCCUCAGUAUUCUUUCAGAGAAUCUAUUACAAGUGGCCUGUAACAUUAUCCUCGUCCCAUACUGUUAUGUACUGUAGCAGGUGUAGCCAACUCUUCUGGCAUGACAACGAUAGACACUAUCGGAUGGGGCUAAUGUUAUCAGUUAACAUCAGGAGUCUAAAUAUCAUUUUCUAUGUUUGAUAAGCCACUGUUCUUCUGCAUAUACAGGUACAUCUCACACAAAAUCUCACAUGAUUUACUUUUAUUUACGAUGUCCAGAGAAAGGGAGAACAUGUUAAAUAGUGACAUACUGAGUUCUAGUUCUGACAUGAUGGAUAUAUUAUUAGUUCCCCUUACUAAUUAUACAAAUCAAAUGUCAGGGCAAAAGAAUCCCCAGUUCCUUAUCCUAGCAAACCACUUGCCUAUCCUACAACUUAAAAAUAUGUACAUUUUAAACAACGUCUAACAUAGCAAAGAGAAAUGUGCUAUACAGUUAGCUUGGAAUGACUCUAUUGCAUUCAUUUGUCUCAACUCUACUUAGAGGUCGCCAAGUGGUGGGGCAAAAUGUGAAUGUCUACCUGACCUGUUGUGUUUACUGAACAAGAAAUCGCUUUACUUGUUACUCUGUUAAUCAAAAUACAAGUCAAGCAUAGGUGCCUUAUAGGGGUAUUCUAGAGAUGAGGAGGAGGGGACUUUAGCGUCCACAUGGCUAUCUCUUAGUGGCCCCACAGAGUCCAUCAAGCUGUUAUGGUGGUAGAGCAUCAUGCUGUGGAGUGGCAUGUACUCUGGCCCAUGGUCAGGUAGUGGUGGGUAAGGCUGUGGUGGCCGGAGCUCCCUGUCCAGCCCCAGGCCUGGCUUCUCAUACUGGGCCUGGGGCUGGAGCAGCUUCCUGAGUGGAUCCCAGACCCUGCCCUGCAGUGGAUCCUGUUGAGGACGUCAGUGAGGGGCUGGGAGCUGCCGGACACCGAGAGAGGAUGGGCUGAUCUCCAGGCUACGCAGGGCGCUCUCAGGGAGGUGCAUCCUGCUGAGCUUGGGGGUCAGGGGUAGGGGGUAGUCGAACUCAGCCUGCUGGGGCUAUUUCUGGUGGGCCUGGUGGUGGUCUGCUGUGGGAGAGGUGAGGUGCUGGACCGCCAGGUCCUCUGUGGUGAGGUGGGUGAGGCCCCACUGGUCUGCUGCUCUGUGCCGGGGGCCUCCUGA